This is a messenger RNA of Fulvia fulva, 1944 nucleotides long. Its product is annotated as Alpha-amylase. The transcript is spliced from 2 exons. Gene Ontology annotation, biological process: carbohydrate metabolic process. NCBI's taxonomy places the organism in Eukaryota, Fungi, Ascomycota, Dothideomycetes, Mycosphaerellales, Mycosphaerellaceae. The record is from RefSeq and is a predicted model, not a curated record. Bases 1 to 1944 code for a protein of 647 amino acids.
AUGUCCUGGCUCGAGCGAGGCAUCAAAAGGCUACGCGACGAAGUGUCACCUCCCAGUCAAGCGCCGGUACAGCAGCCCGCGCCAUCUUCCUGGCCAGAACCGUCACCAGAUUACCCCACGCCCGAGAACAAGUUGUUCUUCCAAGCCUUUGAAUGGCAUACGAAAUCGAAUCCCCCACCACCGCACGAAACACACUCCCACGAUUCGCACUGGAGCCGUCUGGGACGGAUUCUACCAGGUCUCGCAGAUCUGGGCGUGACAUCUGUAUGGCUACCUCCGGGAUGUAAGGCGAACUCGCCGCAGGGCAAUGGAUACGACUGCUAUGAUCUGUGGGAUCUGGGAGAGUUCGAUCAGAAGUGGACGCGAAGCACGAAAUGGGGUUCAAGAGAAGAAUUGCACGAUCUUGUUCAGAUAGCGCGAAGGUGCGGAUAUGGUGGUGUUGACAUAGUCUGGGACACAAUCCUGAAUCAUAAGACGGCAGGAGAUGCUAUAGAUGAAGCUUGGGCUGUGGAGGUGGACAAGGAAGACAGACGAGUGGAAACAUGUGCGCCACGUAAGAUCGAAGCUUGGCUUAAGUAUGACUUUCCAGGUCGAGAACGAGAGGGCAUGAAGUACUCUCCUUUGAAGUGGAAAGCAGAACACUUCAAUGGCACAGACUGGGACCAGCGAGCACAACUGAAUGCCAUAUACAAGUUGAUUGACGACCCAGCGACAUAUCCCAAGCCGAGUCGCGAGCAGAUGCCCAUACCGUCGAAACCGAACCAAGGGUUCAAUCGACUGGCACGACUCGCAGACGCAGUCUCAAAUGCCAUCUCGGACAGGCCUGCGCCAUCCAAGCGACCAGGCAAAGGCUGGUGUGAUGAUGUGGAUGACAUGCACGGCAACUACGACUAUCUCAUCUUCUCCAACGUCUACUACCUCCACCCCGAAGUGCGCCACGACGUCUUGCAAUGGGGAGAGUGGAUGAUUCAGGACACUGGCAUCCAUGGCUUCAGGUUAGACGCUGCUCAGCACUUCUCAUGGAACUUCUGUCGGGAAUGGAUCGCUAAAGUACAAGAUGCAAGUCGCAGAGUACACGGCAAGGAUGCCUUCGUCGUCGGCGAAGUCUGGUCAGGCGAAGUAAGCCGGCAACUCAAAUGGCUAGACUGGGUCACGCCUCCCGGUUUCCCAGUAACGGCACACGCUUUCGAUGCCCCUCUACUCUACAGCUUCUCGCGCAUCUCCGAGGACGUACAAAGGAACAGUAAGAACGCCGAUCUCCGCACCCUUCUCCACGGCCCAGGCAAUCGCGACCAUCAAGCUCUCGUCGCAGUUCGCCCGCAUCAAGCGAUCACAGUCGUCACAAACCACGACACGCAACCAGGACAAGCGAGCGCAGUUCCCAUGGAUGGCAGCCUCAAAGCUCUCUUCUACGCUUUCAUCUUCCUCCGCCGUGAAGGUCACCCUUGCGUCUUUUGGGGCGAUCUCUAUGGCACCUUAGGCCCACUGUCUGAAGGUCCGGCAUGCCAGAGUCCAAUCAUUAACACAUCAGCCCAAGAGCGAGCUUCAUCUGGCAUCGGCUCAAGAACCACGAGACGUCUACUCCCCUCUCUCAUGCUGGCGCGAAAACUCUUCGCAUACGGCCAACAAGUCGAUUACUUCGAUAGCAUGUCCUGCAUCGGCUGGACCAGAGCGGGGACGCAUGAUAAGCCCGGGUGCGUGGUGAUUAUGAGUAUUGGGCCCCCGAAUAAGUGGACGAUCAAGAAGAUGAUGGCAGGCAGGCCGGGAGAGAAGUGGGUGGAUUUAUUGAGUGAGAGGGAGGGAAGGCCGGAAGUUGUGAUUGAUGAGAUGGGAUGUGGGGUGUUUGCGUGUAGGGGCAGGAGUGUGAGUGUUUAUGUAAGUGAGGGUUGUGGAGAGGUUGAGAGGUUUCCGGUGGAGUUUGACGGGGAUGUUUAUGAGCAAUGA